CCAUUGCGACUUACCGGACCAGGACCAGAAGCCACCCAUUAAUUCUGCCGUGUCGUCGCGACCUGGCUCGAGCUGCCCUCCAAUCUGUUGAGACACCCGGCCUUGCCUCUGACUGCACACUGCACGCGCGACAAGGCUCGAGGCACAAAGGCACAAAGCCUCUCCUCCUUUGUAUCGCGUUGAUCCAUCGCCAUGGCUGACUCCGGCGACAACUACCGACCACGUGAGAGGUCUCGAUCACCUCGACGACGCUCUAGGAGUCCAGGCCGACAGUCUCGUCGGCGUUCUUAUUCCCCUCGCAGCAGAUCAAAUAGCCGGGACGACUAUCGUCGGGGCCGCGACCGCUCCCCAAUGGCAGGAACUGGAGCAGCACCCGCCGGUGGUCCCGCUGGCGGUUACGGGGGACAGGCACCCCAACGAUCUUACGAGGAACGGGCCGCUGCCCGAGAACAGAUGAUGAGCAACAUUCGCGAGACGUCCCAGCAGGACCGCCGCGUCUACGUCGGCAACCUCUCGUACGAUGUUAAGUGGCAUCAUCUCAAGGAUUUCAUGAGACAGGCUGGAGAGGUGCUCUUUGCCGAUGUGCUAUUACUUCCAAAUGGAAUGUCGAAGGGAUGCGGUAUUGUGGAGUAUGCAACUAGGGAGCAAGCUCAACAGGCUGUUGCUCAACUCAGCAACCAGAACCUCAUGGGUCGACUUGUCUACGUCAGAGAGGACCGCGAGGCUGAACCUCGUUUCAUCGGCGCCACGGGAACCAAUGCUCGUGGCGGAUACGGAGGCGGCGGUAUGCACGGCGGAUUCAAUCCUGGAUAUGCUGGCGGCCCGCCAGGUGGCGGAGGCGGAGGCGGCGCUGGCCGCCAGAUCUACGUUGCUAACCUUCCCUACAAUGUCGGCUGGCAGGACCUGAAAGAUCUUUUCCGACAGGCCGCACGAAUUGGCGGAGUGCUGCGUGCCGAUGUGCACACUGGCCCUGAUGGUCGUCCUAAAGGCUCUGGAAUUGUUGUCUUUGAGAGCCCGGACGAUGCACGAAGCGCCAUCCAGCAAUUCAACGGCUAUGACUGGCAAGGCCGCCUGCUCGAAGUUCGCGAGGACCGGUUCGCUGGUGGCGGCGGCGGCAUGGGCUUCGGCGGCCGUGGAGGUUAUGGCGGCGGAAUGCGUGGUGGUUUCGGCGGUGGUGGUUUCGGCCGAGGCGGCUUCGGCGGUGGUCGUGGAGGCUUCGGCGGCUUCGGCGGACGUGGGGGCUUUGGCGGCGGCGUCGGACCUGGUGCAGGUGCCGGGGGUGGCGGUGGAGGCUUUGAUGCUUCCACCGCACCAGCAGUUUUGCCCAACCCCUUUACCGACAAUGCAACCGCAGGAACGGAAAGAAGCGAGAUCAUCUAUGUUCGAAACCUGCCCUGGUCAACCAGCAACGAUGACCUGGUUGAGCUCUUUACGACGAUUGGCAAGGUCGAACAGGCCGAGAUCCAGUACGAGCCCAGUGGCAGGUCUCGGGGUACCGGCGUCGUCCGCUUUGACUCGCCGGAAACCGCUGAGACGGCAAUCGCCAAGUUUCAGGGCUACCAGUAUGGUGGUCGACCACUGAACUUGAGUUUCGUCAAGUACCUGAACCAGCCCGGCGGCGACAGCAUGGAGACUGACGCUCAUGCUGGAUUGACGCAGGACCAGAUCAUGUAG
Messenger RNA from Trichoderma reesei QM6a, 1674 nucleotides. RefSeq lists its product as uncharacterized. The coding region runs from base 193 to 1674 and encodes 493 amino acids. Lineage: Eukaryota; Fungi; Ascomycota; Sordariomycetes; Hypocreales; Hypocreaceae. The record is from RefSeq and is a predicted model, not a curated record. Gene Ontology annotation, molecular function: mRNA binding. The transcript has 11 exons. Gene Ontology annotation, cellular component: nucleus; cytoplasm.